CUUUAAAUAUGAAAGAACUGUUGAUAUUUAUCUUAGGGCUUUCUUUAACAAAUGCAAAAUUAAUAAAGGUAGAAUGGAAUAUUGAAAGAAAUUUAUCCCCAAAUGAUGACUAUAGUUUAGAUAUUAGUGCAACUUUUGCUCUAAAAAAUUUUACAUCUUUAAAUGAUUACUUUGUACUCUGGACAAAUUUUUCAAGUUACUAUUAUGAUAAUAUUCAUGUGGAAAAUUACUUCUUUACUGGUUGGUAAGAUUUUACAGUCCGCGACAGAAUUUGUCGUAUUUAUUUUUUUGGAAGAUUUAUGUAUCAUUCAUUUGAAAAUGUUUAGUUUAAAGGCUAAAAAACUUGUUCAAAAUUGAAUAAUUCUAUUUCAACAGAUACAAAUCCAAAUACAAUAUUGAAAACAGUGCAUUACACAGAAAAUUCAAUAGAUUAUAUCAAAAGUAACUUGAAAUUGGGUUAUUUCACUUACAAUGAUGUUGUAAUUAAAAAUUUUAGCAUUUGUGUAAAUGUAAGGAAAAGUACAUUUUUUUUUGGUUUUUGCAUUCGUUUGGGCAAUGAACUGUGUGGAAAAAUUGAUAAUAUUCCAAACUUUAUUGAAUGGAUUGAACCAAAUUUUCUUCAACCUUCAAUAACCUACUCAAAAGGAGAAAGUUUUUCAUAUACUUUUACUUUUUGGCUUUAUCAGACUGAUGGUAGUUUUCAUAUAUCUAGAGAAUAUAGGAAAAAAGUGAAUGGGAAAAAUAUACUAGAACAUACUGGAGGUCAUGUAAACUUGCACAAUCCUGAACAAAAAUUGAAUUUAGGUAAUAAUAUUUCAGUAGUUGUUUCUUCUACAAAAUUGAACACUAGCUUUUAUGUUGUUUGUAAAAUUAUGAUUGAAAAUCCUAACAAUCCUAAAGAUAUAGAUGGUAGAAUUGAUUUUGGCGUUCAGUCAUUCAAUCAACCUCACCAUCCAAAUUCAAAGGAAGAAGAUUAUCAUAAUGCAAAGAUCGAAUCAGUUUUCUCUGUAAAACAUUUCCAUAUUAAAGAAAAACAUACUUCAUCAACCUUAACAAAUCCAUUCUUUAAAAGUUGCGUUUUUGAAGGAAUUAACGGUCUUAAUCCUGACAAAUUGAUUAAUUCAACACUUCCCGCUUUAUCCGGCAGAAAUGGAUGCUUUUAUUGUGAAAUUGAAUACGAUUUUGGAGAUGACAUUGAUUUAGAAAUUUACAAAGAUAAUAAGAGAGUUCUAGAAAAUACUUGGACAAAUAAAGACGUAAUGCAUAGUUUGAUUGUUGUUGAUUUACCUUUUCCUACCAAGAAGGAUGAAGGAAUCUAUGAAUGUCGGGCAAAAUCAGUAAAAGAUGGACUUUUAAGCAUAGCUUACGGAAAUGUACAAAUUUACUAAUAGAUAUUAGUUUAUUAUGUUUUAUGGUUUCUCUAGGAAUACACCAAAAAUAUAACAAAUAGGCCUGCAGUUCUUUUCAAAGUGGAAUGACUGCUUGUGAGAGAAUGAAAAAAAAAACCAAAGUAGACUUAAUGUUGGCUUUGCUGUUGGUGAAAAAUAUAGUUAAGGUUGAUUUUUAGUUUCAAAUACAAUUAAAUUGACAUGCAGUGUUAGAAACAAAACAAUGAAGUGCCCUGCAAGAAUUUCACAAAGAGAUAAUUCUUUCUUCCUUUACAAAAUGCAGCAUAUUCAUCAGGGAAAUAAUAAUUUAAAAGUGGAAGUAAGAAAGUAGUCAAGAUGAUAAAAUGAAAAAAAUAAAGAAUGCUGAAAUUUUAAUAAUUUAUUUUGUUGAAAACUGA
This is a messenger RNA of Dimorphilus gyrociliatus, 1786 nucleotides long. Lineage: Eukaryota; Metazoa; Annelida; Polychaeta; Dinophilidae. The record is from the annotation of a GenBank genome assembly.